UGCUCCGGCCAGCGCCCGGGCCUUUGGGCCCGAGGCGGUGGCGUCGUGUCGUCUUCUCUGAUUGAGACUUUGGUGGUGGUGGCGGUGGUGGCGGUGGUGGCGGUGGUGGCGGUGGCGUCGGCAGCGUCGGCGGCUGCUGCUGCUACUGCUACCUAAUGGUCCCGCUGUAGCCUUUCGCCGCCUUCUUGCAAGGCUGGGCCGAGGCUGAAAUGUCGCCGCUGCCGCCGCCUAUCUGGCGCCAGCUUAGCUUCAGCUUGUUGCUAGGUUCCUUCUGCAUCGCCCUGGAGUCCGCAGCGCAAGAUAACUCCCCUACAGAUGCUCUGAAUGUCCUUCUGAUCAUUGUGGAUGAUCUUCGCCCCUCCCUGGGUUGUUAUGGAGAUAAGCUAGUGAGGUCCCCAAACAUUGACCAGCUGGCAUCCCAUAGCAUUCUCUUUCAGAAUGCCUUUGCUCAGCAAGCAGUGUGCGCACCAAGUCGAGUGUCCUUCCUCACUGGGAGGAGACCUGACACCACCCGCCUGUAUGACUUCAAUUCCUACUGGAGGGUACACUCUGGAAAUUUUUCCACCAUCCCCCAAUACUUCAAGGAGAAUGGCUACGUGACCAUGUCGGUUGGGAAAGUCUUUCACCCUGGUCUAUCUUCCAAUCACAGUGAUGAUUAUCCAUAUAGCUGGUCUUUUCCACCUUAUCAUCCAUCCUCAGAGAAGUAUGAAAACACUAAGACAUGUAAGGGACAAGAUGGGAAACUCCACGCCAACCUGCUUUGUCCUGUGGACGUGGCAGAUGUGCCUGAAGGUACCUUGCCUGACAAACAGAGCACAGAGGAAGCCAUUCGAUUGUUGGAAAAGAUGAAAACAUCCGUCAGUCCUUUCUUCCUGGCGGUUGGGUAUCACAAGCCACAUAUCCCCUUCAGAUACCCCAAGAAAUUUCAGAAGUUGUAUCCCUUGGAAAAUAUAACUCUGGCUCCUGAUCCCCAUGUUCCUGAUAGCCUACCACCUGUGGCCUACAACCCCUGGAUGGACAUCAGGGAGAGGGAAGAUGUCCAAGCAUUAAACAUCAGUGUUCCCUAUGGACCAAUUCCUGAGGAGUUUCAGCGGAAAAUCCGCCAGAGCUACUUCGCUUCUGUGUCCUAUCUGGAUACUCAGGUUGGACAUCUUUUGAGUGCUCUGGAUGAUCUUCGUCUAGCCCACAACACGAUUAUUGCUUUCACAUCUGAUCAUGGAUGGGCCCUAGGUGAACACGGAGAAUGGGCCAAAUACAGCAACUUUGAUGUCACUACCCGUGUACCCCUGAUGUUCUAUGUCCCUGGAAGGACAGCUCCGCUUCCUGCAGCAGGCGAAAAGCUGUUUCCUUACCAGGACCCUUUUGACUCUGCCUCAGAAUUGAUGGAUGCAGGCAGGCACACCGAGGACCUCGUGGAACUUGUAUCUCUCUUCCCCACGCUCGCUGGACUCGCAGGCCUGUCAGUUCCUCCUCGGUGCCCCAUCCCUUCUUUUCAUGUUGAGCUGUGCAGAGAAGGCCAGAAUCUACAGAAGCAUUUGCAGCUCCAUGACUUGGAAGAGGAUCCAUACUUGUUUGGUAAUCCCCGGGAGUUGAUUGCCUAUAGCCAGUACCCCCGGCCUGCAGAUUUCCCUCAGUGGAAUUCUGACAAGCCAAGCUUAAAAGAUAUAAAGGUCAUGGGAUACUCCAUACGCACCAUAGACUAUAGGUAUACUGUGUGGGUUGGCUUCAAUCCUAGUGAAUUUCUGGCUAACUUUUCUGAUAUCCAUGCUGGGGAACUCUAUUUUGUUGAUUCUGACCCACUGCAGGAUCACAAUGUAUAUAAUGACUCCCAGCAUGGAGGUCUUUCCCACCUACUGAGGCCUUGAGCUCUGCCGGUCUCAGAGGCCACGUGUGUGUCCCCUUCGCCCUCCGGCUGGUGAAAGGAGUCAUUAGACAUGCUUAUCUCUUCCUACCCAUUGCAUUAGACAUAACCUGAGUGCGAAGCAAUGAAAACGUACAGCAGCAGUCUGACCUAGGACGAGGUGGCACACAGACCUUUUUAUGUAGUCCUUUUUAAGUUAGAAUUCACCAUUGGAUUUGGGCUAAGCUGAAGCUUUCAUUUUAAAAGCUCCCAUAGCUUCAUUACUACACAAGUACAAAGUGAACUAAGGUGUAAUCAUAUGUUUAUAUCUAAAGAUCAUGCUAGCCAGACAUAAUACUGUACUCAAGAAAUCAUUUGCUUAGUGAAUUUAGUGUAUUUCAGAUAGUAACCAUAUGUCUUACGUAGCCCAGUGGGUCAAGCAUGUUAACAUGGGAUUCAUUUCUUUCUCAAAUGUGAAAUUAAAACUGCUUCUAGAAUUACUUAGUUUCUAAGACUACAGAUUUCAGAAUCAAAGGUAAAAUACUCAUGUGAUGAUCAAUGUGGUGUUUCUUCAUUAAAUAAUGCUUACAAAGUAUAGUUAAAAUUAGGAAAUUUGGUUAACUAUUUCAGUACUCUCUGGCCCAAAUAAUAAUUUGUUAGAAAAUACUACAACUCUUGAACUCAGUGGCUAUCUGUUAAAAAUUCUGUUAUUCACAAUGAAAAGCAUUUAAAAUGCAACUAUUCCCAUGAUUUGCAUCAUUCAAAAUUGUAUUCAUAUUCCAGUUUAGAGAAUUGCAGAUAUCCAUGUACCCUGGAGGCAGAAGGUAUUCUAAUUUUUGCUAAGGAAAACAUGUAAAUUAUCUUGAGGCUUGUGGAAAGUUUUUAUUAAUGGGUAUAAGUAAUUUUCAGAAUGUAGUUCUGUAUUCCCUAAGUACAACAGUAACUAGAAUGGCAGGUAGUAAGGAUAGGGUUAUUUCAUUAUUGUCUAACAUGGUGACAACUGCUCAAUUACCAGGAGUCGACAGCUUUCGAAAUACUUUAUGUAUGUGGUUUUGUAUUUAAAUGAGUAAUUUCAAUAGUUUUCUUAAAAAUGGCUCAGUGUCUCAAGGUAAAUGUUUUUAAAACAAAAACUUCAGCAAAUAGCUAAUUACAUUAAAUUACUGUCAUGUAUUAAAUUGUAACCAAAAAGUCAAGAUACUACUUUGAAGUCUGUCAAAGUGAGAUUGUUUUCACCAGUUGGCCUCUAGUAGAGUGGUAGCUGAGAGUCCAUUUUUUUUUCCUGGAGCAAUUAAGGAGCUAACUAUCUUGACAGCAGCAGUUUGUAUUGCUGGCUUGGGAUUGAUGGUCACAUUCUCCUCUCCUGAUCCCCAUCUUUCCUUGUUCUUGAUCUUUAUUGCUCUUACGAUGUUCACUCAGUGUCAUUUUUACAAUUUAGUUUAGAAACUCCGCACAGCAUGUUUUCAUUUUGUUUAGCCUCAUCUCCCACUUCAUAGUUAGAAGGACAGAUUUUGAUACAAGUUUUUAUUUUACAUCUAUUUAUUGGUCCUGUUUGACCAUAGUAUAUAUAUUUCAUUUUUUUUUUAUUUCCCAAAGCACAGUUUCAGUGUUAAACCCCUCUGCUUUCACAUCAUAGCAGACUGGACAGAGAUGCCCUGGAUUUGAGCUAGAUGUGUUCACCCUGAUUGGCAGGUUCCUACUGUCCUGCAUUUGCCCACAAUGAGCAAACUAUAUUUGGUUUAGGCAUAGAGUAGGGAGUUUGCUGUGGCCAUCAGCUUCUUCCUUUUACUCUCAUCACCAUUGCCUCUGUCCUUCUUUCUUUCCUUCCCAAGAAAUUUACCUCCCCCCCUUUUGCCUCCCCUGUUCCUUAAAGAAUCCAUGUGUCUUCCUAAAAUCCCUCUUAACCCCUGCCCUUUAA
This is a messenger RNA of Mastomys coucha (southern multimammate mouse), 3755 nucleotides long. RefSeq names its product iduronate 2-sulfatase (gene Ids). Bases 210 to 1865 code for a protein of 551 amino acids. The transcript is spliced from 9 exons. Lineage: Eukaryota; Metazoa; Chordata; Mammalia; Rodentia; Muridae. Gene Ontology annotation, molecular function: iduronate-2-sulfatase activity. The record is from RefSeq and is a predicted model, not a curated record.